Messenger RNA from Dendrobium catenatum, 2668 nucleotides. Its product is annotated as E3 ubiquitin-protein ligase ATL6-like. The transcript has a single exon. Gene Ontology annotation, molecular function: zinc ion binding. Bases 1275 to 2243 code for a protein of 322 amino acids. The record is from RefSeq and is a predicted model, not a curated record. NCBI's taxonomy places the organism in Eukaryota, Viridiplantae, Streptophyta, Magnoliopsida, Asparagales, Orchidaceae.
UGACCAACUAUUUUUACUAUUAGAUGCCUUUUUCUUUUGAUUCUCCACACAUAUUUUGCAGCAUUCUUAAUAUCACUAGCUAUUUUUUCUCACGUAAUAUUAACAUCCUUAUAAACAACUCAAAUAUUGAGAUCUUAAAAGUUGCGACUAGGGUUCUCUGAUUGGAUGGUCUUGUUGCAAACUAAUAUCAUUAAAUUAUAGUCACGACUAGAAUCCGUAUGAACCUAGAUGGCUAAAAAAUUCUUGAGUAGUGAAUCAUGAAAUUGACUUGAUAUGAUAUCAAACCCCACCCCCUGUUAUUAGCUAAAAUUGACAUAAAUUCGCUCCUUAGACAAUCAUCCAUCAUUGUAUAUAAAUUCCCUUGAAUGACGCCACCAUAGUUGCCGGUAACAACCCAGGAUGAUGAAACCUUGAGAUUUUGUUUUGGGUUCGUCAUGAUUCCCUCGCUAUUUGUUUUAUGUUUAUGAUCGUAAAUUUUUAGUUCCUUAGCUAAAUUUAUUUCUACUUUGUAUCAAAUACUGAGCAUCUAAUGACUAAUUUUAAUUAAAAGCUCUCUCUUAUUAAUGGGAAUGUAGUUAAUCAUAGAGGCUUGCAUCUAUGAGCUACAUGUAACAAAAUCUUAAAGUCCUAUUAAAAUGAAGGUAAUCUCUGGUUAGUGUCUUAUCUUUCAUCUAGUCUAUCUUCUGAAAAUGUAGCCUGGAACAAAACCACUUAGGAAGAGCCAAACUUGAAUUUCGAAGCCCAUGGAUUUGCAAAUUUAUUUGAUCUUUAUUUUUGUUAGGUAAUUUUUCUGUUGCAUUGCCAAAAUUGAUUAGUAGCCAAAAUUCUUUUACAUAAUGUCGGGCUUUGGCCAAAUUUGUAGCCAAAAUUUUAUUACAUCAGAGUUUGCCAGAAUUUUAUUUUGUUAUUAUGCAUCAAUCUCAUUAUUUUGAAUGCUUUAGGUUGGGAGUGAGCUGAAGGAAUAAUAGAAUAUGGUUACUAGUUGCAUGGAUGGUUUUUCUUAAAUUGCUUCUGUUUGAACCCAAGUUCAUAAUUAAAAAUCUUAAAAUUUGAAUUGAAAUUUGAAAUUUUAUAUUACACAUGUUUAUUUAAAAAAAAAUGUAUUAUAGCUAUAAUAAUAUAUAACUUAAUCAUAUUUAAUGAAGGUUUACGGAGUUGGAUUUUUAGGUUACUGCAAUCCUGCUUCUUAAUGAAUAAAUGGAUUAAUAUGAAAAAUUUAGUAGCUUAGGGCUCGUUUGGGACGGCGGCACUCUUGCUUUACUUUAUAAAAAGUUAUGAAAUUGUUGUUUGGGGCAUCGCGGCAGAACAGCGGCAGAAAAAAUUCGCGGCGUGCAAUUGCUUCCCGCGACCUUACACUCUCUCCCGCGGUCCGCUGCAGUCCGCUGCUUUCCGGAAAAAAAAUGACGAAAAUCCCCUUCCAAUCCCUUUCAAAUGGAGGAACUGAUCUCCCCUUCGUUGUUGCCGGCCGCAUAAGGUUUCAGCGAGGGCUUGAUCCCGAGGUUCUCGAGAACUUCCCGACGCUGGUGUAUUCAGACGUGAAGGAGCACAAAAUCGGAAAGGGCGCGCUCGAGUGUGCAAUCUGCCUGAACGAAUUCGAGGAUGACGAGACCAUCCGCCUCCUCCCCGAGUGCGACCACGUUUUCCAUCAGGAGUGUGUAGACGCCUGGCUUGAAACCCACGUCACUUGCCCUGUUUGCAGCGCUAAUUACACCUUCUAUUCUCCCGAUCGUGCAUCCAGAAUUCCCGCUCGAAACGAUGGGGCAAUGCUUGCGCUAGCGCCUCCGGCAUCAGCUUUACCUCCCGACGCUCCGCCGGCGGAUCAUGUGGUGAUCACGGUGGAUGAUAUGAAUGAGAGGAAAGAGGAGAUGCGAGAGCUCACGAGGAUCGCGAGCAAGGUGAGGGCGAAUGGGCCGAGGCGAUCCAAGAGGAUUUCGAGGUCGCACUCGACUGGGCACUCGAUGAUGCCGCAAGGAGAGGCGGGUCUCGAUCGUUUCAGGUUGCGGUUGCCGGAGAACAUGAGGAAGGAGAUCAUCGCCGCUGGGAAGCUGCACAGGUCGAGAACCUUCGCGGUGACGGUGACUGGGGGUGGUGCCGGCGAGUCCAGUACGUUGCCGUCGCCGUCGCCAUUGCCGUCGCAGUCGCCGUCACUAUCUGACACUGUUCGUGGAUUUUAUGGACGUCUGUGCUUGAGAUUUUGUUUGCCUGGUAGAUUAGCGUUAGUUUUUGCAGGAAAUUUUAAUUAGAUUUUGUUAGGGUUUAAUUUGUCUUUGUUUGUUCGCCGAUGCUUUUUAUCUUCUACUCUAAUGGAUUCAGCUUGUUUAGGGUUUAAUAGUUGAUUAUCAUAUACAUUUAAAAACACUUAAAUUUUUAAAAAAUUAUAUAUUUCAUCUAAAUAUAUAUAAGGGUAUGAAGGUAAAUUAUUCACAUACAGCUGCAGCACAACAGUUCUACAGUUACGCUAUCCAAACAAAAUAUAAUGAUUUAUAUAAAGCAACUUCAGGAAGCAACUUUCUGUACAACAAUUUCACAACCUACUUUACCGACAGCUGCAGCCGUCCCAAACGCACCCUUAGGCAUAUCUAUGAAAGCAAAAGUGAGAUUUCAUGGCUAUAUAAUUUAAGCAAUAGAUGAUAAAGCCAUAUGGAGCUUUAUAUGCAAGGAGGUAAUU